Molecule: messenger RNA, 3685 nt
Organism: Entelurus aequoreus (snake pipefish)
Lineage: Eukaryota; Metazoa; Chordata; Actinopteri; Syngnathiformes; Syngnathidae
Gene: synpo2lb
Product: synaptopodin 2-like b
Exons: 5
Coding region: 16-3363 (1115 amino acids)
Biological process (GO): positive regulation of actin filament bundle assembly
Cellular component (GO): nucleus; Z disc; actin cytoskeleton
Molecular function (GO): actin binding
Source: RefSeq, a predicted model, not a curated record
AGGCCGAGAGCAGGGAUGGUGGCCGAGGAGAUGGUGGUCUCCCUGUCCGGGGGGUCCCCGUGGGGCUUCAGACUUCAGGGAGGAAAGGAGCAGCAGAAGCCUCUACAGGUGGCAAAGGUGCGCCGGCGCAGCAAAGCCUGCAGGGCGGGGCUGAAGGAGCACGACGAGCUGGUUGCCAUUGGCGACCAGAUGUGCGCGGAGCUCAGCCACGCCCAGGCCAUGAGGCUCAUCGACGCGCAGAGUGCGACGCUCCACCUGAGGGUCAAAAGAGCGCCUUCCCGCAUCUUCGCCGACGUCCUUCCCCCCGCCGCCGAGCCCGCCGGCAUCACCUCUCCCCCGGACAGCGAGGCCUACUACGGCGAGACGGACAGCGACGCCGACACGCAGUCGCACACGCUCCGCCGCCAGCGACGCACACCCCCUCACGCCCGCUCGCCUGGUCGCCAUGACAACCACCAGGAGGAGGAGACGUCUGAAAUGAGCGGGUAUGAGAGUGCCAGCGACGCAGCCCUCCUGCAGAUCCAGUGGGACGCCCACACUCCUGCCGGCGUCCCACGCAAGGACUUCAUCUACCAGCCGGACUGGACCACGCCCUCGGCCCCUCACACGCUGGCCCCCGACGGGCCCCUGACGGAAGCCGAGGGGGAAGGAGACAGCGGCUUCCAGGAGGCGGCGGGCUGCGCCGGGCCGGUCUCAUGCCCGCCCUUGGUGUCUCCCGAGCGGGCCAGGGAGGCCCUGAUGCUGGGGUCCGCUGGGAGUCCCAUGGUGCCCAUGGUGGGGCCCCAGCUGGGCCCCGUGAGCGAGGAGCUCUCCACCACCUACAUGGACAAAGCACGGCAAGCCAAGCUGCAGCGUGGCGAGAGCGUGGUGGAGAAGCAGGUGAAAGAAGCGCGCACCAAAUGCCGCUCCAUCGCCUCCCUGCUGACCGACGCGCCCAACCCUAACUCCAAAGGGGUGCUGAUGUUCAAGAAGCGGCGGCAGAGGGCCAAGAAGUACACGCUGACCUGCUUCGGCAAGGCCGAGGAGGACGAGGACCGGGGCGGGGAGACCACGGAGGAGGAGGGCGGCAGCUCCAUCCAAAGCUCCGACGUUGACGAGGAGGGCUUUUCGGCCUCCUUCGACCCCACCUGGGACAGCGGGUACUUAGACCUGUUGGACAGGAGGAGCGCCGCUUGCCCGCCGGCCGCUCCGACAACUGCCAAUCACAGCCAAGAGUUCGACGGCCCGCCUGACCAGAAUCAAACCCUAGUGGCACCUGUCAAUCAAGUCCAGAGCUUGGAGGUGUUAGGGCUAGAGAGCAUGAAGCAACCAGUCUUUCCAGCUUCCCAAAUGUCUGCUCCGAUCCUUCACAACGGGGGGGCGGUCGCCAUAAGUCGGGCUAGCGUUAAACUUAGCUCGCCCCCUUUAAGCCCCCCUCUGAAUCAAAAUGGCCGACACACCGACCUCAGUCCUUGCUCCGAUCAACACUUAAGUCCCAAUGCCUCAGCGCUCAAUCGCACCGCCCGCCCCUUCACCCCCGGCCCCACCCCUUCUCGCUCAUCCGUCACCUCCGUGAUGUUCCGCCCUUCUCAGCCUAAACCGCCCGCCGUCAUGUCGGCGAGCAAACCUGCGGCCGCUGUCUCCAUGGUGACCAUCGCGCCGACUCACUAUCCAUCCGAUGCCAAGCGAGCCGUGUCCAGCGCCUCCCUCUACAUCCCGGCUCGGAAUAACAGCGCCACCCCGUCCGUCAGCUCGCCUCCCUCAUCAUUGUCUUCACCUUCCGCCCAUCCCUUGGUGCCAGCUUCACCCGUCACCCCCCUUUCACCUCAAGGUCCCCAAACCUAUCCAUCACCUGCUCAGUCUUUCUCACCGCCCACCUUUCAUCAACCUCCCUCCCCUGGAAUUUCUGUCCCUCCCAUGUCCCAGAACCAAGCCCCCAUGCCUCGUCCUCCGCCUGUCCAUCCCUGCAUCCCUGCAGUCGCGUCCCCGGGCCCCCAUGCUGCCAUGGUAACCGCAUCUCUCCCUCAAAUCUCUGCCUCAGACUCCCUGGCCACCCGCGAACAGCGGAUCUCGGUCCCGGCGGCCCGCACCGGCAUCCUUCACGAUGCGCGGCAAAGAAGCAACAAGAAGCCGAUGUUCAGCGCGAUCCGGAGCAAAGACGUGUCACCUAACCCCGACCUGAUGUCCAUGGUCCAGAACAUGGAUGACCGCUUUGGGAGAACAGUGGGCGCAGAGCCUGGAGCUGUACCCGUUGAGGUGGGUCAUGAGUCCGGGCCCGAGGAGGACUGGUUGAGGCUGGGAGCUGAGGCUUGUAACUUCAUGCAGGCUCAACGGGUGUCCAAACCACCCCCUGUAGCUCCAAAACCCCAUACCCCUCAGGAGCCUCUGCUGGCAGGGAAAGGGGGCCAGCUGUUUGCCCGCCGCCAGAGCCGCAUGGAUCGAUACGUUGUUGAGCGAAGUCCCUCUGUCGCUCCAGCGCCAUUCUCCCCUACCCAGACCAGGGAACCCUCACCCACACCUUCACUCCCGUCCACCUGGAAGUACUCCUCAAACAUCCGGGCCCCGCCUCCCAUCAGUUACAACCCCCUCCUCUCACCCUCGUGCCCACUCAAAGCCCAAAAGAAGGCGCAGGUGACGAAGACCGGAUUGGCUGGACCCAAAGGGAAGAAAGCCGCCAAAAAGGUAGUGGACGUCAUGAACCACCAGCCCUACCAGCUGAACUCGUCUCUUUUCACCUAUGGGGGCGGCGCUCCGCUGGGUGCCUCCACCAACCAGCAGGAAGGCCGACCUCAGAAGACCGCACGAGUGUCUGAGGUGAAGCGCUUCUCCACACCCCCUCCGACUGCCACAUCCCCCGCGCUAAAAAUUAUCCAACCUCGAGCGGCCACCACUCUCGGGGAACCUAUGUGGCGUUCCGACAUGGCAUCCCCUCCGCCCCAAACUGCCCCCAAUCAACCUCAGACACCCACCCCAUCUUACCAACCUCACUGGUCCCCUGGUCCUUUGUCCCCUCCGCCCCAAACUGCCCCCUCUCAGCCUCAAGCACCCACCACCCCUUACCAACCUCACUGGUCACCAGGCCCCUUGUCCCCUCCGCCACCCCCUGCCCCUACAGUCCCCCUGCCCCAGCUCCCCACAUUUACCUUAGCCCCACACCAGGUCCCGUCCCCCUCCUUCUCCCACCUCCAGGCCUCAGCGCCCCAGCAGCAACAGGCCGACAGGCAGUUCAAAAGUGCCCCGGAUCUGAGUCCUCUCAGACCCCCUGGUGCUCCGCGGCAGACAUCCACCGGAAGCCAGUUCAGCAGAGUGCCCAGGCCCCGGUUUAGCACCUCGAACAUGGGCCUGCAGCCCUGCGUGUGGCGCCCUGGAACCACCAUGCACUGAGCCGCGUUUUUUAGUUUGUAAAUGUUGUUUUCAAGGCGGUUUCACUCUAUUACUAAAAUCUGAUCGACGUGUUUGAUUAGUCCUUGAUCCUUGAAAGGAAACCCAGUGACUGAGCAAAGAAAAAGUACGGAGGAGACCUGGAGAAAGGCGACAGGAUCAGAAAAGCAGGCGAGGAAGGAAGAAGAAACCAAAAUGAAGUGUGGCGAAUGUGGAAAAAGACUGUUUAGGAUCAGCGGAGUGAUGGCAAAAGUACUUCCUGUUGAUGGCAUAAGUACUUCCUGUUGUUGGCAUAAGUACUUCCUGUUGUUGGCAAAACAAUAUU